UUCUUGACUUCCCAUGCAUGCACACGCUACAAUCUUUUUACCUUCUCUUUAAUUUCCAAUUUUUUCAGAGUCCAAGCCAUGGACUCCGCGAUUGUUGCCAAAAUCUUCUUGUUUGCUCUUCUAAUCUCAAGCACAAGAGCUCUUGACCCCUGUGCCUCUCAAGCAGAUGGCUCAGAUCUUUCAAUCGUUCCCAUCUACAGCAAAUGCUCACCUUUCAAUCCACCCAAACAGGAUUCGUUGCUUAAUACGGUCCUUAACAUGGCCUCCAAAGACCCACAAAGGCUCAAGUAUUUGUCAAGCCUAGCGGCCCAAAUGACCACUUCUGUCCCAAUUGCUCCAGGCAAGCAGGUCCUAAACAUUGGCAACUAUGUGGUCCGGGUCAAAUUGGGUAGUCCGGGUCAAUUGAUGUUUAUGGUCUUAGACACUAGCAAUGAUGCUGCUUGGGUACCCUGCUCCGGUUGCUUUGGCUGCUCCAGCACCACUUUCAUUACCAAUAUCUCCUCCACUUACGGGUCACUGGAUUGCUCCAUGGCCCAAUGCACCCAAGCCCAUGGAUUCUCCUGCCCGGCCACCGGCACCUCCUCCUGCCUUUUUAACCAAUCAUAUGGUGGAGAUUCCUCUUUCUCAGCUUCUCUUGUGCAAGAUUCUUUAGGAUUAGCCAAUGAUGUGAUACCAAAUUUUGCUUUUGGUUGCAUCAAUUCCAUCUCUGGUGGGUCAAUCCCUCCUCAAGGGCUGUUGGGUUUGGGUCGUGGGCCCUUAUCGUUAAUUUCGCAAACUGAAUCACUCUAUUCGGGUCUAUUUUCAUACUGUUUGCCUAGUUUCAAAUCAUAUUAUUUCUCAGGCUCGCUCAAACUCGGCCCGGCAGGUCAACCCAAAAACAUUAGAACCACCCCACUUUUACGAAACCCACACCGGCCAUCACUAUACUAUGUGAACCUCACUGGAGUUAGUGUAGGCCAGAUUCGGGUACCAAUUGCCUCGGAGCUCCUAACUUUUGACCCGAACACUGGAGCAGGGACCAUAAUUGACUCUGGCACAGUAAUAACACGAUUCAUCGAACCGAUUUACACAGCAAUCAGAGAUGAGUUCAGAAAACAAGUACAAGGGCCAUUUCCAUCUAUUGGGGCAUUUGAUACGUGCUUUGCAGCAACAAAUGAAGCAGUAGCACCAGCAAUAACACUGCAUUUGACAGGCCUGAACUUGGUAUUGCCAAUGGAGAACAGCUUGAUACACAGCAGUGCAGGUUCGCUAGCAUGCUUGGCUAUGGCUGCAGCUCCAAAUAAUGUGAACUCAGUGCUUAAUGUUAUAGCCAACUUGCAGCAGCAGAACCUUAGGAUCUUGUUUGAUGCGCCCAAUUCUCGCUUAGGAAUCGCUCGUGAGCUGUGCAACUAGAUUUUUUUUUUUGGGCUCUUGAUUUGUAAUUUGUUGUUGUGUUUGCAAAGUUAUAUGUUUCUAUGUAAUAUAGGUGGUGGAUUUAAUAAAUAGGAAAAGUCCUGUGUUUAUGUUGUCUUGCUA
Molecule: messenger RNA, 1515 nt
Organism: Hevea brasiliensis (rubber tree)
Lineage: Eukaryota; Viridiplantae; Streptophyta; Magnoliopsida; Malpighiales; Euphorbiaceae
Product: aspartyl protease AED3
Exons: 1
Coding region: 79-1392 (437 amino acids)
Biological process (GO): proteolysis
Molecular function (GO): aspartic-type endopeptidase activity
Source: RefSeq, a predicted model, not a curated record